AUGUGCCACGCCCGCCCCCAGAACCACCCCUGCGGCCACUCCUCGGUCAAGUGGUCCUACUGCCCGGCCGCGCGCAUCGACCUCUCGACGGGCCAGGAGACGCCCUGCCGGCGGCAGACGUACACGACGGCCCAGGCCAACGACGGCACCUGCAGCCUGCGCACCUGCUGGUUCGGCCGGCACGCGCGGCCCUCCUCGAGCGCCUGGGUCUGCUGCGCGUGCGGCCAGGGCCCCAACGAGAAGGGGUGGUGCACGUUCGAGCGCCAGGCGCCCUGCUGGCAGCAGAACUACAUGACGGGCGAGUACGAGGUCGUCGUCGACUGCGGGCACGGGUGCUGCCAGGACUGCGAGCCGUAUGAUGACGGCGAGCAAGGCGGCGAAGAGUCUAUCGACGAAGAGGCUGAGGCGGACCGCCGGCGCGAGCGGAGCCAGUCGGUGUCUGGCAAGAAGCACAGCAGCAGCGGUCGAAGCAAGACCAGCAAGACCAGCAAGAAGCCGAGCAAGGGCAAGGAGCAGAGCCAAGGACACAGUAAGAAGCGUUAA
This is a messenger RNA of Thyridium curvatum, 543 nucleotides long. RefSeq lists its product as uncharacterized. NCBI's taxonomy places the organism in Eukaryota, Fungi, Ascomycota, Sordariomycetes, Thyridiales, Thyridiaceae. The record is from RefSeq and is a predicted model, not a curated record. The coding region runs from base 1 to 543 and encodes 180 amino acids. The transcript has 2 exons.